AUGGGUCAUGACGGUCAGCCCCCGGACUGUCCUCAGGGCAUGAAAGCUAUAACCAAGCCACACCCUCUUCAAGGAGGGAAGGAUAAUGGAGCAAGAACUGCAUGCAGCACUGCAGGAGGAGACCCGAUGCCAGAAACUGCUCGAAUGGAAUUUUCACUAAAGCAUGCCCUUUGGAAACUUCUAGAAACAGCUGGGAUUAUUUCCCAAGAUGUAGAAACAACAGUGGCUUUGUUUAAAGGUUUGUUCAGGUUUGAAGUGGUUCAGGGAUGGUCGGGAAAAUUGCACACUUGUCUGUAUGGGCAGCUUCCCAAGUUUGAGGAUGGAGACCUCACCCUUUACCAAUCUAGUGCCAUCCUGAGGCACGUGGGCCACUCUUUUGGACUUUAUGGGAAAGGCCAGAGGGAAGCCGCCCUGGUGGAUAUGGUGAAUGAUGGGGUGGAGGACCUUCACUACAGAUAUGUCACCCUCAUCUACACCAUCUAUGAGAAUGGUAAGGACGACUAUAUGAAGGCCCUGCCUGGGCAUCUGAAGCCUUUUGAGACCCUGUUGUCCCAGAACCAGGAAGGUAAAGCUUUCAUCGUGGGUGAUCAGAUUUCCUUUGCCAAUUACAACUUGCUGGACCUGCUGCUGGUCCACUUCCCCCUGCUCGCUGCCUAUGUGGUUCACCUCAGUGCCCAGCCCAAGAUCAAAGCCUUUCUGUCCUCCUCUAACGAUGUGAACCGUCCCAUCAAUGACAAGGGCAAACAGUAG
Molecule: messenger RNA, 750 nt
Organism: Rattus norvegicus (Norway rat)
Lineage: Eukaryota; Metazoa; Chordata; Mammalia; Rodentia; Muridae
Source: RefSeq, a predicted model, not a curated record